ACACGGUACGGGGCAGGUCGCACGAGACGUCCGCAACCAUGGAGAGAACGACAACUGCUGCGAGCCUGCUGCUGCUGCUGCUGGCGGUGGCCUCACCGACGGCCGGCCAGCGUGGCAUCCGCACCUGCUCCUGCCAGCUCCGCGAGGACCUCUCACAGCAGGGAAAGCUGGUCGGCAGAGCCUGCUACGUCGUCGGCGUCGGCUUCUGCUCCUCCUUCACCUACGAGUCGGAGUCGGGCACGGAGGAGCUGGGGCCGCGGCGGCCCCCGGCGCUCCGGCGGCGCGGCGUCUACCGUCCCACCUCGUUCUCGGAUGUGGCGUCAGCCCUCGCCAACGCUUCGCCCCAGCAGCACCAGCGCGCCGUGGAGGAUGCCAACCGCCAGCUGGAGGCCAACCGCAGCCUGGAGCGCGCGCUGCUGGCGUCGGGGCGCGCCACGGUCCGGCCCGGCUCGCCGUCGGCCGUGCUGGCCGCCGAGCGGCGGCCUGACGCCAAGUCGAUCGCACUCGGAAACAGGGCGCUGGCGCAGAUCCUCUACCUGCAGAGCCUCCUGGGCGGCAGCGGUCGCCGGUAAGCCCAGUGGUGGCUGAUAUGAGGCAGUGCGUUCCACCCGGCUGAGUCCGUUGCAGCAGUCAUCCAAGGCCCUUGUGUGAUUUCAUCUGGGCAAGAGCAUGCUCCAGACAGCAUCACCCGGAUCACGUCGAGCUCCGCACGAUUUCGACGGGGCCAGUCCUCGGCCACAGUGCAGUUGCGUGACUCGUCUAGAGGAGCGUGUUAGGCCCACGUGGGGAUGUAUCAGCUUCCCUGUGCGGUAUCGGAUGGUGGGUUGAUAGCGCGGCAGUCAUCCCACAGAGCGACAACACGUCGAAAAGAUGGCUAAAGCAUCACGGCCUAAAGCCGGCGUUACAGUGCUAGCUCAUAGACGCCACUAAGUGUUUCUUCCUUGUCACGGCGUUCGUGCACGUGUUGUUUGUGCAUAUUUAUCGUCAGACGCCUCGAAUGAACUUGACAUUCCAGACCGCGUGUGCCUGCGAUUUUCCUUCCGGUUGCUGUUGGCGUCCUGCAGUUUUGUGGGUUUCCAGUGCAUUUCGAUCUUGGGUUUUCCCCUUCAAUCACCCAAGCGCUUUUCGAUUAACUGAUUGAGCGAAACUGCACGCAAACAGCCCUUGUCCAAACAAUGACUGGUGAGCAUCGUCAUUCCUAGAUUAUUGUUGAAAGCCGUGUCACCGGCCGAUGCGCAAUGCUUGCCGCAACAGCAGCAUUGCCGCGCAUCGUCUGCAUGUAAGAAGUCUCGUCUGGUUCCGUCGGAAUGUUGAGCCGGCCCUCCCGUCCUGCUGCUUUGCGCGCCAGCUGUCUGCCGAGGCAGCCGUGCGCAGGUGGCGCGGAUCGGCCGCCGGAUGUGCUGAGCCCGACUGCGGACGCAUCCGGACGCCGGGCUGUACUGCGGACUAGCGCUGCUGGGGACGCCCGCUGCGGGAGACGCCCGCUGUGGGGGCGGAGCCCGGACCUGGGAGCGUGGGGAGGACCAUGCACGCGUGGGCGCGCCGUCAGCGACGUCAGCGUCGAGCCGGCGGGGCGGCCCGCUGCCGGGGCAGGGCGCAACAGGCUGUGUGGAGCUGUGUGUGGGCUCACGACGUUGCGGCGGAAGCUGCUGUGUGUGUGUGUGUGUGUGUGUGUGUGUGUGUGUGUGUGUGUGUGUGUGUGUGUGUGUGUGUGUGUGUGUGUGUGUGUGUGUGUGUGUGUGUGCCUGUAUGUAACGUGCAUGACCUCAUUGACUGAGCAUACUCGCACGCCACUUGGGGGGGGGGGCAUGCAUGCGACAGCGUAGGCACGGCACGCCACUGCGCAGCAGCUCGGCGUUGCGAAGGAAAAUCGCGUGGCGGUACGUGCGGCACCACCGACACACUGCUGCGUCACGGAAUCGGCGCAGAGGAGUCACAUCACGUUGUGAUGGUAUGUAGGCUGUGCGUGACGCCAACGUGGCCGCCCCUGGAGCUUGCGUAGCGACCCAGGCCGCGUCGACCCGUGUCUCCUGUGACGUCGCUGAGCUUGUCGUGCGGUGGUGGCGGUAAUACACGCCCGACCUGU
Pollicipes pollicipes is the source of this 2086-nucleotide messenger RNA. RefSeq lists its product as uncharacterized. Bases 39 to 572 code for a protein of 177 amino acids. NCBI's taxonomy places the organism in Eukaryota, Metazoa, Arthropoda, Thecostraca, Pollicipedomorpha, Pollicipedidae. The record is from RefSeq and is a predicted model, not a curated record. The transcript is spliced from 3 exons.